CAUCGCUACCCAUCGCUGUAGCGUUAUCAAAUCCCCUCUUCACUCAAUCUAUCUAUAAAUACAUUAUAUAAUAGAAUCUAUUUCCUUUUAAGACCUAGAUUGUUUAUAAUAUAAUACAAGAUUUAAUAUGGCUGAUUCUUCUGCUGCUUACAUUCAUAUGGUGCAACACUUGAUUGAUAAGUGCUUGAUCUUUCACAUGAAUAAAGAAGAGUGCAUCGAAGCUCUCUCCAAACACGCUAAUAUCAGUCCCAUAAUCACUUCCACUGUGUGGAAGGAAUUGGAGAAAGAAAAUAGAGAGUUCUUUGAAGCUUAUUCAGAGUCUAUGGGAAGAAAUGAUAGAAUAUUGGCUGAAGAAGAGACAAGGCAGUUGAUCCAAAGGAUGAUGUCUAAACAUAGUGAUGACUAGCUAAAUAUUUGAUCUAUGCACAUGCAUGCAUCCAAGUACCUACUGAUUAUGACUUUUUUAUUUACUUUUUUUGUUAAUUUUUUUUAUGUAGACACAUGUUAAAAAUUGAAUAUAUAUAUAUAUACACAUACAAAUAUUAGCAUAAGACCAUUUAUAGAAUUUUCUUUUUACUUU
This is a messenger RNA of Benincasa hispida (wax gourd), 580 nucleotides long. RefSeq lists its product as uncharacterized. The record is from RefSeq and is a predicted model, not a curated record. NCBI's taxonomy places the organism in Eukaryota, Viridiplantae, Streptophyta, Magnoliopsida, Cucurbitales, Cucurbitaceae.